Molecule: messenger RNA, 2094 nt
Organism: Suillus paluster
Lineage: Eukaryota; Fungi; Basidiomycota; Agaricomycetes; Boletales; Suillaceae
Exons: 2
Coding region: 384-1802 (472 amino acids)
Source: RefSeq, a predicted model, not a curated record
UGUGUGCGCCCCACUCGACGCGGUACUAAGUUAAUCUCCCCUAGCCAGACCGUCAUCAUUAGAAGAUCUAGAAAGGCAAUCGUUCCUUCUUAUAGGUCACCUGAGCUCGAGCGCUCAGACUUUCCGUCUUGCUGGGCGCUUCUUGAUAAUGACAUCGUCCAGAACCACUGGCAGUCGUCUAUCUCGUGACUGGCUGGCAGCCCAGAAGAGCCAGAACCCGUGGUCCGACUCCGUUUGUCGGCCAAACGGCUUCCUUUAUCGCUCUAUUAUCUCAUCUCGAAUCACCUGCAUCAAGUUAUUGGCGUGCAGCGUAACUGCUUAUUACCGAUUUAUCGGAUAUAAGCGGCACAGAUCUUUGUCUCUCCUAGGUUCCUUAUCACACCAUGCAAGAAGUCCUAGACUACUUCGACAGUGUUGUAUACAACGACCUUCCGGCCCAUCUCAUAUACGUCCCCGAGAUGAGGCUGAUCAAUCGAGCGGAUAUCUUUGGCAUUGUGCGCCCCCAUGAGGUCAUUCAUAACCAGAUGGUGCUCGUGCUAGACAGCUGGACUGCAAAAGCACGAGCAAAAGCCACGUUGAUGAAGCACCUUAACUAUGCUAUCUUCUCACACCGCUGGCUACGUGAGGGGGAGCCGACAUUUGCAGACAUGCAGACUCCUGCAGCCAAGACGGGACCUGGUUUUGAAAAACUCGCUAGGUUCUGCGAGAAAGCUAAAGAAUACGAUUGUAUCUUCGCUUGGUCUGAUACUUGCUGCAUUGACAAGAGCAGUAGUGCAGACCUAGACGAAGCCAUUCGUUCCAUGUUCAAAUGGUAUCGCAACGCAUUUAUAUGCAUAGUACACCUCGCCACCUCGUCAUCCCUCGACGACUUAUCCGAUGAUCCGUGGUUCACACGAGGAUGGACAUUGCAGGAAUUGCUCGCCCCAGAGCAAAUUAAAUUUUACGGAACAAACUGGAUAUCGCUGACUUCCCACCUCAAUGACAAGGACACAGACGAAGACACCCAUACAUCUAUCAUGCGUGUUGUCUCCAAAGUCACCAGCAUACCCUUCGGACAGUUGAUGAACUUCCAACCCCGGACUCACCAGAUAGCGAUGAAGAUGUCAUGGGCAGCUAUGCGUAGGACGACUCGCAUCGAGGACACUGCUUACAGCUUGAUGGGCAUUUUCGACGUCAGUAUCACGAUCGCAUAUGGAGAACGAGAGCGAGCCUUCUUUAGAUUGCUGCAAGCAGUCGUAGAGGGCAGUCGCCAGGGGACAUGGGAAGUCCUUGCAUGGCUCGGGGAACGGAAUCCCUAUUGCCAUAGCUUGCCCAAGUCGCCGGUUUCCUAUAAGCCGCUUGCAACUUUGCAACGUACUUGGAGUUCAGGGCAGAUUUCACAAUCGGAUAUACCGUGGGCUUUCGCUUGCGGGGAUCCAUCGUUACAGAUCAGCCCUCGAGGCGUAGAGGUCAAUGUGUUACUUGUCGAGUGCACGUCUACUCUAGACGAAUCAAAUCUCCAUCACGUCCUGUCUCCCACUGGUACCGCGGGAGAGAGAGAUGAUUCAUACGACGAGACGGUGGCUAUCCAGAGUGAUUCGGAUAGGCUCGCUCUCGUGGACGAGUUCGCACUUGGAGUUCUCGAUUUCUGGAACGAUGACAUGGAUGAAGGCCUCUUGAAGGCCAAUCAAGAAUAUAUCUGCCUUUUCCUGGGAACAGGGCCAACAAGCACCGCGCUCUUUAAAGUGAGAACGAACAACAUCAUCACGCUCAAGGUUCGGAGGGAUGUCAGAAGCAAACUAACCAAGGUCUGGUUGGCAUAACAGCGUACCCUGUUCUGGUGAGCUCUUUGACCAAUCCUCUGAUGGGACAUAGAAAUGAUUGUAACGUCGGACGCAGUUGUUUUUAACAGGAGACGCGAUAAAUAUCAUCUCCGAGAUGCUCAAGAUGACCACCUUAAUUCUCAAUGACAUGAAGAGACGUGACGAGCCCGCUGGACUAGGGGUUCCAAGGCAGGGACCACGCAUUCGGGGUCUCUGUGGCCCUUUCCAUGGCUUAGUCAGCAUGUAAACUAGGUUCCAGCAUGUUCGUAGCUUAGCUUCAUCAUUACUACUG